This is a messenger RNA of Coffea eugenioides, 999 nucleotides long. RefSeq lists its product as uncharacterized. The transcript has 2 exons. NCBI's taxonomy places the organism in Eukaryota, Viridiplantae, Streptophyta, Magnoliopsida, Gentianales, Rubiaceae. The record is from RefSeq and is a predicted model, not a curated record. Bases 1 to 999 code for a protein of 332 amino acids. Gene Ontology annotation, molecular function: catalytic activity.
AUGGGAAGGAGUGAGCCGUGGAUUAUAGCUGGGGACUUCAAUGUGAUAGCGUCCUCGGAAGAGCGGAGAGGGGGGCGUCCAGCUAAUGGCACUAACAUGGACGAGUUCAAUUCAUCUAUGUUUUUGUGCGGGCUCUCCCCGGUUGACUAUGAUGGGUGUCCCUUUACCUGGACGAAUGGCACGGUUUGGCAGCUUUUGGACAGGGCUCUCAUUAAUGCCCGGUGGGCGGCGGCAUAUCCAGUCACAAGAGUCUCUCACUUUUCUCGUGAUCAGUCCGAUCAUGCGCCACUCUUGAUCAAAGCGGGGUUGGAGACGUCAGUUCGGACUUCUUUCAGGUAUCUAAACAUGUGGCAUCGACACCCGACCUUCUGGGAAACGGUAUCAACAGUCUGGCAAGGGUCGGGUUCAGGAGUCGGGAUGCACCUUUUCUACUCCAAGUUGUCGUCCCUUCGAACUCAGCUGAGAAAGUGGAACAAGAAGGAGUUCGGGAAUAUAUUUGCUCGAGUUCAGUCAAUAGAGGAUACAUACAAACAACAGGAGGCGGAAUUCGACUCAAGAGGAGACGUUUCCUCGAAGACCCGUUUACAUGAGGCAAGGGCCAUGCAGCACUUCGGUGGAUCAAGGAGGGGGAUGCAAACUCCUCCUUCUUCCACUCAGUGGUCAAACUCCAACUAUGUCGCGCGGGUUAAAGAUGAAGCUCUGGGCUGGAUUCAGGACGUGGACGACAUUCAAGAUUCAGCAGUACGAUUUUUCUCAGCAUUAUUCCAAUCCAGUGGGUUUGUCCCUCCUCCCACUCUGCCCCUAGAAUUGCCUAGAGUUGCGACGGAAGAGGACGAGGGGUUGCGGCAUUUACCGGAUCUGGAGGAGAUCCGAGCAGUGGUUUUCUCUAUAGAUGCAAGUAGCGCUCCGGGGCCAAACGGGUUUGGGGCGGGCUUUCUGUCAACAGUGCUGGGAGAUUAUCAAAGAAGAUCUACUUGGGGUAGUGCAGGAUUUUUUUAA